CUUAUUUUUCAAAUGCCUCUGCUUUUUCCUUUCCAUCUAUAUAAAUCUGCCUCCUCUCAAGCCUUUAUCUACAGCCUUGGCCUUCAUAGUAAUCAAAAGACAAAAGAAUGGUGGUGGACAUACAGGGCAAGCUUCGCCUAGCUCUUGGCUCAGUUAAGGACCAUGCAUCAAUUGGUAAGGCCAUGAUUAAUUACAACCAUGAUGGCAAAGGGUUUUCCGACAUAGAGAUUGCAGUGCUGCGUGCCACUGGCCAUGAUAACGGCCCCAUAGAGGACAAAUACAUGCAUGAGAUCCUCUUCCUUGUCUCAAACUCCCCAGGAUCCAUCCCUUUUCUUGCUGAAAGGAUUUCACGCCGCCUCUGCAAGACCAGAGACCGCCUGGUCGCCCUCAAAACUCUUUCGCUCAUUCAUCGCCUCUUCCGCGGCGGCAACCGCUGCUUCGAGCAGGAGCUACGUAGGGCACAUGUUUCCGGCCACCUCCAAAUGAGCUCCCACUGCUUUCGCAAGAACUCAUCAGAUCCUUCUUCGUUUUCAUUCCUCCAUAGCUAUGCAGCUUAUCUCGAAGAACGAGUGGGAUGGGCCAUUAACCAAGCAGGAAAACUAGAACCCGUCAUGUUCAAUGGCCUGGAGUUUCGAUGUUAUGAGCAGAAGUCUGUUGAUAUGGUGUUUCGAAAGUUGCCCAAAUGUCAAGCGUUCAUAGAUAGAGUCUUGGAUUGUUCACCUCGUGAUAUUUUGCCUGCAGACAACUUGGCUCAGGCAGCCAUGAGCCAUACCUUGAAAGAGAGCUUCCAAGUUUACAUUAUGUUUUGUGAAGGCAUUGAAAAUCUUGUCAACAUGUUUUUUGAUUUGACAAUGGCAGCACGAAGUUUGGCAUGCGACAUACUCAAGAGGGCUUCUCGCCAAAGCAAAGAGCUUCAUGAUCUGUAUGAGAGUUGCAAACGAAUUAUUGAAAACAAGAAUCUGGAGUAUCCCAGUGUGCAGAUCAUCACCAUGGAUCAUGUUUUGGCAUUGGAGCGUUGCUCCAGCUUCAUGUCAACAAGUUCAUCAUCAUCAAUAAUGUGUAGGACUGGGGCCUCAACACCGAUUGGUAAAGAAAGCGAAAAGGAAGAAAGUGGUGAUAUUAGUUGGUCGUCAUCAACUCCAUUUUCAUGCACUCUGGAAACCAAAAUAAGCAAGGUUUGGGUUGUUUUUGAAGAAGAUUAUGGUGACUCGCAGGUGGCCAUGGAUGCUGUAUGAUGGUGAUCCUCAUCCUUCUGCUCCGUUUAAGGUGAGGGAAGGUUGUCAAUAGUAGAGAGAUAAAUCAAACUAUCAACCCGUGUAGCUUUGUCAACGCCAUUAUAACUUAGUGGACAAAGGAGUCCAAUUUUGCAGGAAUGAAUCCGAACCAACCAACAAUUUCACCUGUUGUAUGUAGGCUCGACUACCCUUUUCAUCAUUCUCCGUCGCAUCUUCUUUUGAAAUUCGAAUGUGUACCCAGCUGUCUAUGAUGAUGGCUGUUCCUCCAGAAAAUGAUAAAUCUAACUAAACAGUGAAGGUGCAAGGGACUC
This is a messenger RNA of Theobroma cacao (cacao), 1546 nucleotides long. RefSeq names its product ENTH/ANTH/VHS superfamily protein. Gene Ontology annotation, biological process: vesicle budding from membrane; clathrin-dependent endocytosis; clathrin coat assembly. The record is from RefSeq and is a predicted model, not a curated record. Gene Ontology annotation, molecular function: phosphatidylinositol-4,5-bisphosphate binding; clathrin heavy chain binding; 1-phosphatidylinositol binding. Gene Ontology annotation, cellular component: clathrin-coated vesicle; clathrin-coated pit. NCBI's taxonomy places the organism in Eukaryota, Viridiplantae, Streptophyta, Magnoliopsida, Malvales, Malvaceae.